AUGGCGGGCGGGGCGGGGCCCGGCCCGCCGCUCUACGUGCGUCUGAGGCUGUGGUGCGAGGAAUAUGCUGGGGAUAAGCAAAAUGGAGAAAGUAAUGAACUUUGUUCAGCAAAAUCAUCAAACUUCAUCUUUAAUAAUUACAUCAACUUAACUUUACCAAGGAAGCGAGUGCCAAAGGUUGAAGGGAAAACAGAAGAAAAAGAGACUAACAAAAGACGUCGCAAAGGUCUUUUUGGUGUCUUUGAGGAGACCUCAGGAUUUUCAAGCCAGGAGACAAGUGUUGGGAAAGAACAGAAUGAUGGCAGAGAAGGAAUAAAUCAGAAUAAAGUUAAAUCAAUGGCAACUCAACUCUUGGCAAAGUUUGAAGAGAAUGCUCCAAAUACAAUUUUUCGGAGGCAGGAGCAGAUAGAUAGACCAGCACAGCUCUCUUCUGAGUCUCCUGUUAAUCCUCGCUUUGCUCAACCUAAAGAUACAAGUCGUCUUCUACCUCAACCAAAAAGGCAGGUGGUAGCUAGACCUGAACACGAGGUCAGGGAAACCAAACAGUCUUUAAAUGGUUCUGAUCAUAUGGCCAGGACACCAAAGGCUAUAGAAAAAACAGAUAUCCAGCGCAGUCUAUCAGAAACAUCUGAAAAUCUUGCAUCUGCCUGUUCUGCUGCAUUUGUCCUUUCUGGAGUGCUUGAACGUCUUCAGCACCUGGAUGAAAAAAUGAAACAGAAAAGAGCUCAGACCAUAGCAAAUAGAGAAUUCCAUAAAAAGAACAUUAAAGAGAAAGCAGCACAUCUUGCCUCACUGUUUGGAUAUAUGGAUUUUCCAAAGAAUAAGCUGCCUACUAAAGGCUUAUCCCAUUCUCAGCCCCCAACUCCCUCUUGCCCUCCACCUCAUGAUUCAGCUGCUGCCUCUUCUCCAUCAUCUGUAGGUUCAGCUUCCCCUGUUCUUCCUUCUAGACAGAUGACUGUAGGAAAGGUCUCACGUGCAAUUGGAGCUAUGGCUGAAGUUCUUGUCAAUCUGUAUGUGAAUGAUCACAGACCCAAGUCACAAAUUCCCCCCCUUGAGCUGAACCAGUCUUUGGACAGAGCUACAGGUUCUUUCCCCACUCCCUGUUCUCCAUAUCCUGUCUCCAGUGCUCAGAGAUGUCAGGGAUCUCUGCGAAAAGAAUUUCCUCAGUCUAUCGGGGGGAGUGACAUUUGUUAUUUCUGCAAAAAACGGGUAUAUGUUAUGGAGCGGCUGAGUGCAGAAGGCCACUUCUUUCACAGGGAGUGCUUCAAGUGUGAAAUAUGUUCUACAACUCUCCGUUUAGGAAUUUAUGCCUUUGAUGUUGAAGAAGGUAAAUUUUACUGUAAACCUCAUUUUACACACUGCAAAAUCAGUAAUAAACACCGAAAGAGAAGAGCAACAUUACAGGUCCAGUGCAAGGAGGCAAUGGAAACCUGGAAGAAAGAAGAACUCAGAGCUACAGAGACCACCACAGACAGCACUUUAACUACUGCUAGCAGUCCAGAGGACAGGUCCCCAGGUUUCUGCCAGCCCAUGGCCGAUGAGCCUACCUCCCCAAAGAAGGCAAAGAACAUCCUGGAGCACCUCAAUGUGGAAAGCUGGUUCUCAUCUCCUGACCCCGAGUGGGCCACUGUAAGGGUCAUCCCUGAGGAGGAAAUGACAGAGCACAACCUCCUUGCUGUUCGAGUCAUGGUCACCAGUGAUGGAAGCAGCUCUGAGGGGGAAUUUGAUUUUAAUGGCAACUCCUCCAGCUCUGAUGUUAGUGAAAGACAGACCUCGUUGCUGGAGCCCCCCACCUGCCCAAGUCCCUCGCGCCGCUGGACAUUGCUUGCCAGGAGCCCCAUGGCACCGGAGGAAAGCCCCAGGGCAUCCAAAGUCAUUGAUGUGCUACAGAGAGCCAACAGCUUCCACUCCACUGCCUUAAAUAAAUAUCAGAGUUGGAGGAGAAAAAUCCAAAUGAAUUUCCCUCUACUGUCUAACAAGAAGCCUGGGCUAUGCUGGAAGGACAGCUCAACCAGCUGUCAAAGCAAUCCUGGAGAGGAUCACCCCCAAGCACAGUUGGCUUCUUACAAGAAACCACCAGAAGUUACGAGGGGACAUGUCAAACCCUACAGCCCUGAAUUUCAAAGAAAAGCCAGAGAGAGGCCUCGAGAUGUCCAUCCCCACGUGCCUCGUUGUCCAUUUCAGAGCAAGGUCAAAGGUUCUCCACAGAUCUCUCCUGGGAAUGGGGCAUGGGCUGCUGGUUUUUCUGAGCGUGAAGAUAUAGAUGGUGACACUGGGACAUAUACAGGCCAGGGCUGGAAUGAAGUAAAAAAGAAUUAUACCUCUGAAUCAGAAGAUUUUAAUAGGAAUACAAAAGUGAUGUCAUCUCUGCAUCUGAAAGAAAAAGAUGAGAAAAAUACAAGGCACCCAGAAGAAAAGCUUGAGCAAGAGCUAAAGGAAGCAAAAAAAAGGCUGGUUCUUUGCAUAGAACAGCAAGCCAUAUGUGAUUCAAAUGAGGUGUACUUAGGUGGAACCACACUGCAGUGUCAAAACAAAAAAAUGCUGGGGAUUUCAAAGGAGAAGGAUACUGAAUGGAGAAGAGGUGUUUUCAAGUCACCUGGUUGUCCUGUGCCUCUCUUAUUUGUAGAUGAUGUGCCACCAGCUUUGCCAGCUGGCAUAGAAGAUGCUUCGAGGAGUCCAGAUAAAACUGCUAAGGAGCAUUCAGCUGGCCGGCCAAAAUCACCACUGAGGCUCAUUGCCAAUGUGAUCAGGAGGUCCAUUUUGGAACCUCUAACUUCAUCUCCAGAAGGACUAAAGCAGGAUUCAGACAGCAAAACCAGAGCCUCUUCAGAACAAGCUUUCUUCAGCUUCCCUAGUAUUCGUGGCCAUAGGAACACUAACAACAACAGAGCAAGUAACAGUCAGCCACAGGAGCUUCAAGUAGGGAAGCAGGCAGGAGAACAUUUAGGAUAUGGGAGCCUUCUCUCAAGUUCUUCUCAGUUUUCUGCCAGCUUUGAAGAGAGAUCUCCAAGUGGUUACACUAAGGAUGUGUCCUUCCCAGUCUACAGUCCUCACAGCAGGCCUUCCAAGACCCCUAGUAUACCUCAGAAACCAACUUGCACUAGGAUGGAGGAUGUCCCAGGACUCCUAGAAAAGUUCACUUUUAAUGAAACUCCUUCAGUGGCUUCCAGGGAUGAUGUAUUAAUAUGUAAUGAAAAGUACCCUCUUGCUUCAUCUCAGGAACCCUGGAACACCCCUAAGGACAGUCUGCAUGACUCUGCACAGAAGGGUAGUCUUUCACUCUUUGAGAGACUAAGAAGUAAGAUCUGUGAAAGAGAAGGAAAUUUCUUCAUGUCAUCUCUGCCUUUCAUGAAGGACCAUUCUGCAGAAGACAGGCUACGUUAUCCUUCCACAGGAUGUGAACUUCCACCUGUCAGGAAACAGACCACUGAGUAUUUUACUUCUUCCUCUGAUGAAGAUGAAUUUGAAUUUAAGCCUUCAUUAACAUAUAAGGUUAAAAGAUCUCUUAGAAGGAGAAGAAAACUGGAGAAGGAGACAAAACAGUUGAUUAAACAAGAGGAGCUGAAAAGACUUCACAAAGCACAGGCAAUCCAGCGCCAACUAGAAGAACUGGAGGAAAGACAGAGAGCACUGGAGGUUCUUGGUGUUCAGUUGGAGAGAGAACUCAGAGGAGAAUCCGUUUCAGGCACACAGGAUGAAACUCAGUUGCUUCAUGAAUGGUUUGAACUGGUCCUGGAGAAGAAUAAAUUAAUGCGUUACGAGUCUGAGCUCUUGAUUGUAGCCCAAGAAUUAGAAUUGGAGGACCACCAAAGCAGGUUGGAACAAAAACUGAGAAAGAAGAUGGCCACUGAUGACAGCCUUAAAAAUGAGAUGGAUCUAAAUGAGGAAGAUGAAAUUUUUAUUGAGAUGAUGAAAGUGGUUGAAGAAAGGGACAAACUCGUGUCUGCCUUAGAGGAGCAGAGAUUGAAAGAACAAGCAGAAGACCAGUGCUUUGAAAGCAUUCUAUUAUCAAGGGGCUGUCAGCUGAGUGGGAUUUAAACUGCCAUAUGCAAACAAAUGUAAUUUCAGCAAUGUUUGUAAUCAUGGAGGUACUGUCUUCUCAAAUUUAAGGUAAUUCAAAUUUGAAGUCAGUUUAUUUGAGAAAGGUCAUUCCGUUAUCAGGAGCUUUUAAACAACUUCUGUGCUCACACUGAUGUGAAUCACUUCACUGUCAGCAUCAAGAAUCACGACAAUAAAGAUGGAAUGGAUUUUCCUGUCUGAGAGACACCGCAGUCUGUGAAAGGGAAAUUGGCACUCCAGUGUUUCCUUGGAAUGUUAUUUUACUGCUGAAAAUAGAGUUAUUAAGAAAAAGGAUGAUAUCAUAUAGUAUUUUUGAGAUGGCAUUAUUUUCUAUCUGCUUGUCAGACUCUAUGUGGUUUUGCUUAUAUUUUGGCACAGCGAAGCCAUGAUGAACUAUUUAAAGGUCAAAAGCAAGCAUCUCAUAGAAAUAAGGUUAGUUCUUUUUUUUCUGGUGGAAAAGUCUUUUGACUACUAACUAUGUGUAAGCACUCAUUAAAACCAUUGUAAAAACAAUGUCAGAUAUGAAUUUCCUAGGUAUUCUUAUGUUUUAGAGCACCGUGUGUUUUUUAACAAGAUGUUAAAUAUCUCUGUUUUGUAAAAUGGUAAGAGGUCAUCAAAUGGGUAGCUCCCCUAAGAACUUACAUACUCAGAAUGGCUUUUGUAUGUCACUGAUUAAGGUCUUCUCUAAAGUAUGCUGAAUGAUAAUUUUAAAAUACUUAUCCAGAGGUGGUUCAAAGGAUAUAUCACAAGAAGUAUCAUGAGCGGUAGAGCAGUUAACAGAUCUCCCUUAGAAUAAUUCCUCAAAAGGACUGCAAAAAUUAUUGAGUUUUGCAAUAGCAAUGUUUGAUAGAUAAUGUUGUGAUUACAUUUAAAUUACAUUUAUAUUGCUGCUCCAAAAUGUAUAUAUAGAUCUUUUCCUUAAAGGAAGUGCCUGCUAUCUCUUUUUU
Meleagris gallopavo (turkey) is the source of this 5006-nucleotide messenger RNA. Lineage: Eukaryota; Metazoa; Chordata; Aves; Galliformes; Phasianidae. The record is from RefSeq and is a predicted model, not a curated record.